Messenger RNA from Paramecium primaurelia, 385 nucleotides. Lineage: Eukaryota; Ciliophora; Oligohymenophorea; Peniculida; Parameciidae. The record is from the annotation of a GenBank genome assembly.
AUGUAAAAUAAUCCAAUAAAAAAUAGAUAAGUUGGAUUUAUUAUUGCUUAUACUCUGUUUUAAGAUUCAAUGGUUAUAAUUAUUAAUCCUUAAAAAGAUAAAUAAAGUACUGAUUUGAGAAAUACAGUGCAUUUUCGAGAUAUUUGGAUAGGAAUAAUCAAACAAAUUCAAAGAAUGAAUCUUUAGAUAAAUUGGAAAAGGGAAUUGUUAAUCACUUAUGAUGAUGGAAUCACUUCUAUAUUUAGAAAUAAUUAAAAUUAUCAAUUUAUUAUACAUGUGUCUUUCAAAAUGACUGCUCAGGAAAUGUCAACAAUAGAAAAAAAAAUUUUAGAUGAGGAAAUAUUAAUCCAAACCGGAUUAUAAAAUUUCACAAUCAAUUCAUGAU